Aspergillus tubingensis is the source of this 942-nucleotide messenger RNA. RefSeq lists its product as uncharacterized. The transcript has 6 exons. The record is from RefSeq and is a predicted model, not a curated record. Lineage: Eukaryota; Fungi; Ascomycota; Eurotiomycetes; Eurotiales; Aspergillaceae. Gene Ontology annotation, molecular function: phosphoric diester hydrolase activity. The coding region runs from base 1 to 942 and encodes 313 amino acids. Gene Ontology annotation, biological process: lipid metabolic process.
AUGGUACACACCCGAUCGCUUGCUGUCGCGGCGUCCGCGUUCCUGCUCGGCGAUCCGAGACUGGCCGCCGGAGGAUCCACGGAGCUCCAAAGCGUAUUGAAGAACACGCAUGGCAGCAAUGAUUAUGGCUAUCCCACGGAUUUCACCAGGGGUAUAAUGCCCAUCCCAGUUCACUCACAUAAUGACUAUUGGAGAGACAUACCUUUCUACACGGGCCUAUCCAAAGGAUGCAUCUCGACAGAAGCCGAUGUAUGGCUCUAUAACGACACCCUCUAUGUCGGUCACGACGAAUCCUCCCUGACGAAAGACCGGACCCUUGAAUCCCUCUACAUCAACCCAAUCCUGGAUGUGCUUAAACUCCAGAAUCCCAGUAGCCCAUUUGUAACAACCCCAACCAACAACGGCGUCUUCGACACCUCCACCUCCCAAACACUCUACUUCUUCAUCGACCUCAAAACCUCCGGUCCGGAGACCCUCAAUGCCGUAAUAUCUGCUCUCCAACCUCUCCGCGACCAGGGCUACCUCACCACUCUUAAGGACAACAGCACUAUCACCACUGGCCCCGUCACCGUCAUUGGCACUGGCAACACUCCGCUCGACAUGGUCGGCCCUGUCGCAGACCGGGACUACUUCUACGAUGCGCCACUCGAGGCACUAGCUGACCCCGAAUACGCCGAUAUCACGGAUCUAAUUUCGCCCAUUGCAUCGACGAAUUUCGCGGCUGCCGUGGGACCCGUCAAGGGUGAGAAGCUCAGCGAUAAGCAGAUCAAGGCGCUGAGGGAGCAGAUUCAGACGGCAGAGGAGAGGGGCAUUGGUGCUAGGUAUUGGGGCACGCCGUAUUAUCCGAUCCGGACUAGGAACUUUGUCUGGAGGACGUUGUUGGAGGAGGGGGUUGGGUUGUUGAAUGCGGAUGAUUUGGAUGCUGUGGUGGAGUUUUUUUGA